Erigeron canadensis is the source of this 950-nucleotide messenger RNA. RefSeq names its product acyl-coenzyme A thioesterase 13-like. The record is from RefSeq and is a predicted model, not a curated record. Lineage: Eukaryota; Viridiplantae; Streptophyta; Magnoliopsida; Asterales; Asteraceae. Gene Ontology annotation, molecular function: fatty acyl-CoA hydrolase activity. The coding region runs from base 66 to 551 and encodes 161 amino acids. The transcript has 3 exons.
UCCCAAGAGCCAGAACAAGUGGCCAACAACAUAUGGAAUUGUUGUUCAAAAUAAAAAAAUAAACAAUGGAAUCCAAAAACCCAAGAGAAUAUCUCCAAGUAACCCGACAAGAUUCAGACCGGGUCACCGGAGUCAACAUCUCCCGGCAGCAAUCAACCGAAGCAAACCUUAGCUUCUAUGAAGAAUUCGCCAUUAGAGGGAUUCAAGUUGAUCAUUUCCAGCCUGGUUCUAUAUCUUGCUCUUUCGUAGUCCCACCUCGCCUUACUGAUAGGAAUGGAUAUUUGGCAGUGGGCGCGAUAGCGAAUUUAGUAGAUAAGAUUGGCGCAAUGGCAUUUUAUGAGAAAGAAACUGCUAUGCCUUUAUCUGUGGAUAUGUCCAUUUCUUACCUUUCUACUGCGAAACUCGAUGAUGAGUUGGAGAUAAACUCAAACCUUUUAGGUAGAAAAGGGGCAUAUCAUGGAACUCAUGUUGUUUUGAAAAAAAAAACAACUGGAGAAAUGAUUGCUGAAGGACGACAUUCAUUGUUUCGUAAGCCAAAGAGUAAAAUUUGAAUAUAGAUUGGUCUUCUGGUUAGAGGACAUUAUUAAUUCAAAACACUUGCUUUUGUCGUUUGUUGCGUCUUUGUAUAAUAAGCUCCACAAGCGAACAAGUCUGCUUUUUUUCGACCCCUGUCCGAUGAAUAAGAAAAUUAGCUUAGCUUCUGCAUAUUCUGAUAACUGAUGAAUAUGAUCAUCGAAUGAAAAAAUGUUGGCUUCACACCGAGGGAACCUAUAAGACAAAAAUCCGACAAAAUGUUCUAUAUCUUUAUGUCUACAUUUUAAGGUGGUGUAUGAUAUUAGUAUAUAAAAUUUCACUUUCAUUGUACUAAUGAUAUUAAUGUAUGAAGAAUUCAGGGUGUAAUAUGAGAUCUCAAAGCUUACAAUAAUGUUACAGCAUUUUUCUCUUUUAAA